Molecule: messenger RNA, 6946 nt
Organism: Myotis daubentonii (Daubenton's bat)
Lineage: Eukaryota; Metazoa; Chordata; Mammalia; Chiroptera; Vespertilionidae
Gene: PARD3B
Product: par-3 family cell polarity regulator beta
Biological process (GO): establishment of cell polarity; cell adhesion; microtubule cytoskeleton organization
Cellular component (GO): apical junction complex; cell cortex; apical plasma membrane
Molecular function (GO): phosphatidylinositol binding; protein binding
Source: RefSeq, a predicted model, not a curated record
GGACCAGCGCAAAAGUUUCCUCCCAACUCCGGCCCCGCGCGCCGCCGCCCACUCCCGCCCCGGGCCUGGGGCCGACCCGCCGCCGCCAGGGCCAGGGCCAGGCCGGGCCGGGCCGGGCCGGGCCGGCAGUUUCGUUUUGGCGCGCGCGGAGCAGCCGCCGCGGCCGGGGCCCAGCAGGAGCCUGAGCGGCCGCGGGAGCCGGAACGGGAGGAGGAGCCCGGCCGCGUCCCGGCCCCGCCACCUGGGAGGUAGCCCUUCCCGCUGCCUCCCCUGCCCCGAUCCCGGCCCCCAGGAGCCCGCCUGCCCGGGGCCAAGGGGCGCUGCUGCGAGCCCCAGGCCCGGAGGGGGCGCCGGGGAGAGACACCCCGGGCCCGCCCGCGCCGCGCGUCCCGGGAGACGGGGCUGCCCCCGCCGGGCCAGACACCUGUUCCCAGGCCCGGCGUGAUCGCCGGGGGCCAGGAUGAAAGUGACCGUGUGCUUCGGCAGGACCGGCAUCGUGGUGCCCUGCAAGGAGGGCCAGCUGCGCGUCCGCGAGCUCACGCAGCAGGCGCUGCAGAGGUACCUGAAGACCCGGGAGAAGGAUCCUGGCUACUGGGUGAAGAUUCAUCACUUAGAAUACACAGACGGAGGAAUCCUGGAUCCAGACGAUAUCUUGGCCGAUGUCGUGGAAGACAAAGAUAAGCUGAUUGCCGUGUUUGACGAACAAGAACCACUCCACAAGAUCGAGAGCCCAGGAGGAAACCCAGCAGGUCGCCAGAGCCCAGAUGCCUUCGAGACUGAAGUGGCUGCCCAACUGGCUGCCUUUAAGCCAGUUGGUGGGGAAAUUGAAGUAACCCCUUCUGCUCUGAAACUAGGCACUCCACUGCUGGUGAGGAGAAGCAGUGACCCAGCGCCAGGCCCACCUGCUGAUGCCCAGCCAACUGCUUCACACCCCAGUGGCCAGAGUCUGAAACCUGCUAUUCCAGAUUCCACACAAAACUUAGAAGAUGGAGAAGUUAUGAAUGGUGUGCAGACAGAACUACUGACAUCACCGAAAAUUAAGGAUGCACUGAGUGAUAUGACCAGAACAGUGGAGAUUUCUGCCGAAGGAGGCCCCCUGGGAAUACAUGUAGUGCCCUUCUUUUCUUCUCUGAGUGGAAGGAUUCUCGGACUCUUCAUCCGCGGCAUUGAAGAAAACAGCAGGUCCAAGCGGGAAGGACUGUUUCAGGAAAAUGAGUGCAUUGUAAAGAUCAACCACGUGGACCUCGCAGACAAAACCUUUGUUCAGGCUCAAGACGUCUUCCGCCAGGCAAUGAAAGCUCCCUGUGUCCUCCUCCACGUGCUCCCCCCUCAAAACCGUGAGCAGUACGAAAAAUCAGUCAUUGGACCUCUGAACAUUUUUGGUAACAGCGAUGGUGUUUCAAAAACAAAGCCACCACCACCUGUCCACCCAAGAUCGGGAAUAAAGACCGUGAGUCUCACAGGAACAAGCAGCCCCGAAGAAGAUGGGUCACCUUCCCUGCAGCAAAGCAAGAGCCCCCGAGUACCAAGAAUAGGGAGAAAGCCAUCCUCUCCCUCACUCUCCCCUCUCAUGGGGUUUGGCAGCAAGAAAAAUGCAAAGAAAAUUAAGAUUGACCUUAAGAAAGGCCCGGAAGGACUUGGUUUCACUGUGGUCACCAGAGACUCUUCCAUACAUGGUCCUGGUCCCAUUUUUGUGAAAAACAUUUUACCAAAGGGAGCAGCAAUAAAAGACGGCCGUCUGCAAUCCGGGGACAGAAUUUUGGAGGUGAAUGGCAGAGAUGUCACUGGCCGAACUCAGGAAGAGCUGGUGGCCAUGCUGAGGAGCACCAAGCAGGGAGAGACAGCGUCUCUGGUCAUCGCCCGCCAAGAAGGAGCCUUCCUGCCCCGAGAGCUGAAAGGAGAACCUGACUGCCGGGCCCUCUCUCCGGAAACCACGGACCAGCUCACCUUUGAGAUCCCCCUGAAUGACUCCGGCUCUGCUGGUCUGGGGGUGAGCUUGAAAGGGAACAAAUCCAGAGAAACUGGAACCGACAUGGGGAUUUUUAUCAAAUCCGUCAUCCAUGGAGGUGCUGCCUUUAAGGACGGUCGUCUGCGGAUGAAUGACCAGCUGAUUGCAGUUAAUGGGGAAUCUCUCUUGGGAAAGUCCAACCAUGAAGCUAUGGAAACACUUAGACGAUCAAUGUCCAUGGAAGGAAACAUACGAGGGAUGAUCCAGUUGGUGAUUCUGAGGAGGCCAGAGAGGCCGAUGGAGGAGCCCGGAGAGUGCGGGGCGUUUUCGAAGCCGUGCUCUGAGAACUGUCACAGCGCCGUGGCCACCUGCAGGAGGAGCGAGGAUGGCACGUGGCAUCCGCUGAGCACGUACUGUCCACACCACAAGCAGAGAGAGCCAUUGCUUCCCAGUGAUGGAUGGGCCGAGAGCGAAGUACCUCCUUCUCCAUCACCACUUCCCGUUCUGGAAUUGGGCCUUGAAGAUUACAGCCACAGUUCUGGGAUGGAUCCGGCUGUGUAUUUUCCAGAUCAGCACAGCAACUUCAGAUCUGUGACACCAGCCAGGCAGCCCGAAUCCAUGAGCCUGAAAGCCUCAAAGAGCAUGGACCUUGUGCCAGAUGAAAGCAAAGUCCAUUCAUUGGCUGGACACAAAUUGGAAUCUCCCAGCAAGGACUUCGGCCCCACUCUGGGCCUGAAGAAGUCCAGCUCCCUGGAGAGCCUGCAGACGGCGGUGGCCGAGGUGCGCAAGACCGAGCUCCCGUUCCACCGGCCCCGGCCUCACAUGGUCCGCGGCCGCGGCUGCAACGAGAGCUUCCGCGCGGCCAUCGACAAGUCCUACGACGGCCCCGAGGACCUGGACGACGGGUUGUCUGAUAGGAGCUCCCACUCCGGCCACGGAGCCCUGAACUGUGACUCGGCCCCUCCGGGGAACUCUGAGCCGGAGGACCUGGAGAAUAAAGCCAGGAAAGCCAAAAAGACGAAAGAGAAGGAGAAGAAGAAGGAGAAGGGCAAAGCGAAAGGCAAGGAGAAGAAGCAGAAGGAGGAGAGUGAAGAUCCAGAAAGGAAGAUAAAGAGGAAGGGGCUUGGUGCCAUGCUGAGAUUUGGAAAGAAGAAAGACGAGAAGGGUGGGAAGGCUGAGCAGAAAGGUCCUGUGAAGCAUGGGGGCCUGCGAGAAGAAGAGCUGGAGAAGAUGAAAGAGGAACGGGAAAGGAUUGGAGCAAAACAUCAGGAGCUAAGGGAAAAACAGGCAAGAGGUCUUGUUGAUUAUGCUACUGGUACAAUUGGAUCACUGCAUGAUAUGGACGAUGAUGAAAUGGAUCCCAAUUAUGCCAGGGUGAACCACUUCCGGGAACCAUGUGCAUCAGCAAAUGUCUAUAGGUCUCCGUCUCCCCCUCGGGCUGGACCACUGGUUUAUCCUCGCGAUGGCCGUCCACUCUCUCCAGAGAGAGACCAUUUAGAGGGUCUCUAUGCCAAGGUCAACAAGCCAUACCAUCCACCGGUGCCAGUUGACAGUGGCUAUCCCAUGAGUGGAGGUGCUGAUCGCAUCCAGAAGUUGCGGAAGGAGUAUUAUCAGGCUCGGAGGGAAGGUUUCACAUUAUAUGAGGACGACGAAGGAAGAGCAAGGCCAUCUGACUAUGACCUUCACUGGGUGUCUGGAAAGGGUCCAGAUGGGAAUGCGCACAACCUCCGCUUCGAGGGGAUGGAGAGGCAGUACGCAUCCUUACCCAGGGGAGGACCCGCCGAUCCCGCAGACUAUCUGACAGCAGCACCCCGAGGGCUCUACAAGGAGAGGGAGCUCCCAUACUACCCAGGGCCUCACCCCAUGCAUCCGCCCAAAGGGAGCUACCCCCGCCCCCCGGACCUGAGGGUCGCAGAUCUCCGGUAUCCCCAGUACUACCCACCCCCACCAGCGCCCCAGCACAAAGGACCCUUCCGCCAAGAUGUCCCGCCCUCACCCCCUCAGCACCACAGAGUGCCAGCCUAUCAGGAAAUGGGCAGGCCAGGCCCCCGAGGGGGCAGCCCAGACCAGUACCCCUACCGGACCCAGGACCCCCGGCAGAAGAACCCCAUGACUGCAGCCGUGUAGCCCAACACCACCAAGCCCAGCGCAGCCCAGAGAGGAAGACAGCUAACAUCGCCCUUCCUCAAGGCCUUCCUGUUAAGACUUGUCCUGCGUACAGAUUAGGUUUUUUGAUUGAGAAUGUAACACCUGACUGCUAAUUAGAGGGAAAAAGAAGAAACAGGAGUUUUUGGAGGGGAAAUGUCGGGAGAAAGAGGAAGGAUGGGCCAUAAAAACAAUACUGCCUGAUAUUUGAAGUACGUUUAGAACGGUUAACGUCCAUGAGUGGCAUUUGAACAAGCAAAUCACAAAGAAGAUACCCUCAGCGUUAGCAGCGUGAAACGGCCACUGCCCUGGAUCGUCUCCAUUCAGAAGCUAAGCUCCAACCACUGUAUUAAGUCGGAGUAGUGGCUGCAAACAUGGGCGUCUUAAGUGAGUAGUUUUUCAAUGAGAAAGGAAACAGCAAGCUUGACUUGUGAUCUCCUUGGAACGUUUUCUACCCAGAGGAAGACUGCAUCUCUUUACUUGUAGAAUUUCUCAGGUUCCUCAUACCAUUCAUGUGGUAUAAGUGUUUCAUGUUUCCUCACUUUUGUAUAAAAAUAAGAUGCGAAUGCAGUAUUAGUGUCCUGGGAGAAUGUGCAAAGCUAGUCAGAACUUCCAGAAGGAAUCUAUUCCAAGGACCACAGUGACCAGGUUGAAAUUCCCGUGAUCCUCACCUUUCUUCCUCCCAUGUCCCAAGCACAAUGGCAUGGGGACACGUGGUUUCAGAGUCACCCGCAGGUCUGCUGCCUGUAAUUAUUAGAACUGGGGCCUCUGUUUUAAGCCUCCCAUUGGAGGACUAGAAUGUACUUGAGAAAAAGAGGGCCCAUGGACUAGGCCACAGGGGAAGCAAUGCCCUGGAGGUGCCAAUUCUAGACCCAGUGCCAAACAAUACCAUCUGGACCCCGGGGACAGGGUAGGCUGACUGUGGCCUUCGGAGAUUGAGAACCAGCAGGUAGUGGAUGGUGGUGGCUGACUCAUGUGUGUGUGUGUGCGUGUGUGAUUAGCAGUAUGGAGAAUAAAAGAUAAAAAUGCUUUCUGGAAAAUUUGAUGGGUAAGGGAAUAAUAAAGGGGGAAAAAAAGAAAACAGAAGGGAUGGGAAGGGAAAAGACACAUAAAACGAGGUCAUUCUGUAUCUGCUGUAUUUCAUUCACAAAAGUCAGGACAAGACCAAGGCCAGGAUGGCCAAUUGGGAAAUGAAGGUCUAUGUUUUUGAAAAGCUGAACCCCACCUCCAAGACCCAUCCGAAUUGCUUUUGAGCUUUGCAGCUAUUUUUCCAUUUUUUUUCAAUAGAACAUCUAAAACUUACAACUUGACCCAAAUGAGAAUGCAAACAAAAGACUGAGCAACAGUCAAACCUGGAGCGGCAGACAUACUUUAGGCAUUUUCACAUUCCUUCUUUAUUCCCUCCCCAAAAUAAAAAUGUCUUGAGUUCAAUUUAGAAGUAUUUCAGUUGAUAUAUUAGAAUAUCUCUGACUGAUAGGAUUUAAUAAAUUAUAGUAUUAUUGAAUAUAUAGAGUAUCCAUCUAGCCCAAUUUAGUCUUAUUUUUUUAAUUUAAAAUAGAGUUAUGUUACCAAGAAUGAUGUGACUGCUGGUUUUAGAUUUAAAUGGUGUUACUUACUGGACUUUAAGAGGUAUCGUUUUCUAAACUACAAUUACUUCUGGCCCUCUUGAGAAUAGACCUCCAAGAUAUUUUUUUCCCUCUCUCAUCUCUCUUAAGCCUUUAGAUCCUUUGCAAUUUGUGCAAAGAGGUUGAGGAUCUCCAGCCCUGCUUACCUGGAGUGCAGGUGAGCUAUAGGGCUUCCCUGCCCACAUGCUGAAUGCUGCCUUCCCCUCAAUCUAAAUAAACCUCCAAGAAGAAAGUGAUAAGGUGAUGAUAAUGCAACUUGAUUUGAAGCAUUGAAAAUCAGCUCUUCAGUAUGUCCCAUAGUUUAACCAAAUGUCUGUGGACUACUGCAGAUAGACCAGCCAGAAGGCGGCUUCUGGACUAAGGCCAAGACUGACAAGAGGUCGCCCAAGGGAAGCAGCAUGAAGAGAAAUUCUCUGUGCAUUGGAGGAGUGGUCCUUGUAGGAAGAAAGCCCAUAUUUUCACCCCGUUGCCGCCUUGUGAGCACAAUACCCCCUGCAGGCAGGCUCAGGGUAAGUUGCUCCAAGCAUGGUUUUGUGUUGUAUACACAGUAAAACAGCUGCUAAUCCUGAGAGGCAGCCAAUGAUGUGAAGGUACUAUUAAGGUGAACCACAAAAUGAUUAUAGCAGUUUUCUCUUCUUGCCUGAAGCAUAAAACAUGCCCCGUUGACCCUGCCCGAAAGAACCCAACAUUAUGUGUACGACAGAGGUCCCGUCAAGCCAAGCAACAAUUAAGAGCAGCUUGAAUGUAAGGUUUAUAAAUGUCUUUGUACCAACCCUCACCACCCGAGGUUACAGAACUCUCCAGUAUUUAAGGGAACAGGUUGUUUAGAGUGUUUAGAAGACCAGGCUAUAAUCAGUAGGUACCCAGUAGCAGAAAAUAGUUCCCAGUUUAGGGCCUUGGAGAAACUCAACCACGUGUCUCUUUGUAUCUCAGAACGCUAAUACCAUCAAACACACACACACACACACACACACACACACACACACACACAACACACAACACACACACACACACACACACACACACAGCGCUCCCAGGAAUGAUGGCACAGGGACCUGCAAAUCCAUCGACAUACACCCACCUGACUUGUGAUCUGACUGCUGGGUCAUUUAUGCCUUGAAAAUGAUGCUUUUGGCUUCAAGUCACUAGAUAUUUGAAAGGGCUCUGUUUUUGUCCCUUUUUACAGGAGUAGAGAGAUGAAAGGGAGAAAACCACUGAAAAAUUUUAG